AUGUUCACUUUACAAAGUAAAGAGAAUCUUCAAGAUUAUUAAUGUACAUUUAAACAUAAUCAACCUGUCAGCUUAGUUAGUCUUUAAGAAAACUUACUUCCUAAUGAGAGACUAUAUUGCAAAUAAUGUAUAGAUUAUAUUGAACAUGACCUUAAACCAUUAUAAGGAGUUAUAAAAAUAAUAGAAGAACCUUUAAAAUAGAUAUUGAAACAAUAUGAAAAUGAUCUUAUUCCUCAAUUGAAAAAAUUAAAAAAUAUAAAUGGAAUAUUAUAAUAACUAAGAAGAACAAUAAUGUAAGAAUUGGAUGAUUUGGAAAAUAGAGUAAAUGAUUUUACAAAUAGCCUUAUAAAUAUUGGAAAAUAGAUGGCAAAUUAUAGUUUUUUUGAUUGUUUGAAUAAUUUAAUUAUAAAUUAGGGAGAAUUACAUAUUAAACCAAUAGAUUUAAUCAAAAUUAAUGAUGAAUGGUGUUGGGAAAUGAUUAGAGGCUUAGAUAGAUUCUAGAGCUAUGAAGAAAAUAAAGAUAUCCAAAUAAUUUUGAAUUAAAUAAUGAAAAAUUAGUUAUUUUUCGUUAAAUAUAAAGACGCAAGAAAAACACCAGAAAAUAUUUUCUAAUUAUCACCUAAUACAAUAAAUAAUAAUAAUAAAUAAUCAACAUUUGAAAUAAUAUCAAAAUUCUAAUUAAAAAAGAAAGUAGAUUGUUAUGCUUUAGCAAUCAAUCAUGAUAACUCUCUAUUUUUAGUUGGAUUAGAUGAAGGUAUCAAAGUUAUGGAAAUCUAAUCAGAUAUGUAAUAAUAAAAAUACAAUACCAAUUAAGUGAUAACUCUUAAAGAUGUAGGAAUCUAUAAAGUAUAAAAUCUUGUUUUUUUCAAAAAGAAAACAGCAAUGUUAAAUUCAUUCAUAUCAAGUUCUGAUGGUUGCUUAAUUAUCAUCUGGUCAUAAGCAACAAAUUUUUUUAAUAAAAGUAAAUGGAAUCAAAUAUUUAAACUACAAUAAAAACCUUUACAAAAUUGGUUAAUACGUAAUUAUGACAUUAAAUUUUUGUAAUUGAAUUCUGAAGAAAAUCAGAUUACUUUUGCUCUUAAUUCUUAAAUCCAUUUUUUAUCCUCUUCAAAAUCUUGGGCUUGUGAAUAAAAAAUUUAGAAUUCACUUGAUGAAAUUAGAGGUUUAUCAAUUAAUCCAAAUGGAAAUUAAUUAGUAGCUUGUGAUCUUUAGAAUAUCACAAUACGAGAAUUACAUAAUUCUGAGUGGAAAUUAAAAUAAACUCUGCCAAUUAUUGGAUAAAAUUUUUGUUUUAUAAACAAUUUCAUGUUCAGUUUCUAACCAAUUUAAUCUUAAGCAUUAUCAAUCUACUCAUUCGAUUGCAACAUUAGAGAAUAUAUAAAAUCUAGUGAAAUAAUUUGUAAAGGAUUAGUUAAAUAAGACAAAAUAAUCGAAUCUUAUAAUAGUACCUAUGUUUCAUCUAAAAAUUUAUUAUUAAGCAUAAAUGGAAAUUUUAUAAACAUUUUAUAAUUUUCUAUCUCUCAAAACUUGUAAAAUUAUGAGUGUAGAGUAGCAUAAUCAAUUGAAUUUAAGGAUAUUAGCAUAAUCGGUACUAUUAGUGAUAAUGGAGAAUUUCUAAUAAUUUAUGAUCCUACCUUAAAUGAGAUUUAAAUUAGAGAAAAUUAAGAUUAGAAAUGA
This is a messenger RNA of Paramecium primaurelia, 1677 nucleotides long. The record is from the annotation of a GenBank genome assembly. NCBI's taxonomy places the organism in Eukaryota, Ciliophora, Oligohymenophorea, Peniculida, Parameciidae.